AUGGGUAACCUUAGGGAAUUAAAAAUUAGUGAUAUGAAUGAGUAUCUUUCCAAUCCAGAUAUCAAUGUAGCAAAUCGUAAACUAUUUGAUAAGAUUAGUAUACCUGAGAUGGUUGUGCAACUGAGCCAAUGUGAUGAUUUCCCUGAAGAAUUUGAUUAUGAUCUGGAAAACACAACAGUUUUUGGAUUGUUACUCAAGACUCUUGAUAGGCUCAUAACUGAUUCCACACAUAUUAAUGAGAUAUUGGCCAAUGAACAGGCAAAAGAAAUAUUUCUUUUUGCAUGUAAAAAUGGGUACGACAGCGUUAGGGUACUUAUAGCCAAAAAGAUAAAGUAUGCUCUGGACUUUAGGGAUAUAAAUGAUGAAAUGCAUUCAAUUGCCUGGGAAAUGUUAUUUGAUCCCUACUUUUCAGUACAUAAUCACAUCUCAAAGAUGCUACUAAAACUUUUAUACGAAGGAAAUUCCAAAUUGUUUACCGAAAAAAAUGUGGAACGCUUAGUUAACUUCAUAAAAAUAGAAGCUAGGUUUAUGGUCAAUGAAUUCAAUGAUACAGAACAAAUUAUCAGUUACAAGCUCAGAAUUUUAGACUUUAUCGUCGAUUCUUCAAUUAUUUCAUCGGAUGUUUACAACAUUUUUAAAGAAUCAGACAUAUUCGGCGAUAUUUUCAAGUUUUAUAAAUGUGAUGAUGUGCUUUUAAUGUUAAAUUCACUUCAGAUUGCUGAAAAAUAUAUUAUGUCUAAAUUAGAUAUUAAAUUUCUAAACAUAUCAUUAUCUAAUGAUUGUGAAACGAUCAAACUGCUAUUUGAUGACUUAAAGGCCCGCGCUAAUGAAUAUUUAAGCAAUGGGAUUAGUGAUAUAAUUCUAUCACCUUUACUAGAAAUUAUCACUACGAUAAUUGAAAUGUAUCGUUCUAUCAAUAUAUUAAUGAUUGACAACUGUUACAUACUAAGACUUCUUAGUGCCAUACUCGCUGAAACAGAUUGUGACUCCCGUAAUACGGUAGCAUUUGCGGCAAUUCACUCAUUCUAUUCCUUAUACCAUGUGCCAGAGUUUACAGAGAUACUGGAUAAGUUCACGGAUAUCCCCACAGGGAUGAUCAAGAGACUUACUAGUGCCAAUGAACAGGUACAAUAUGAAACAAUAUGCACAUUUAUAAAAUUAGCCGAAAGUACUAUUGAUAAUGCCGAAAUCUUUGAAAAAAUGUUCCUGAAGAAUGUAGGGCCAUUUGUACUAACCAACUUUAACUCAUUCCCCCUUGAAGAUUGUAGGACGAGGAUAUAUAAUUUACUGGAGCUCAUGGUGGCCCCGCAAUUUAGCUCCUUUAAGACUUUUUACGGGCAAAUCAUCGAAUUCUUCAGAAAAUUGGAGUUUAAAUUGCAAGAUGUAAGUUAUGCUGCUACACGAGCUAAAGAAAAUUUUCUACAAAAAGUCAUUAAAACUAACACACAUAAUGCUCUGGAUAUGAAAUUUGACCAGAAGGAGAUUGAUAUGUUAUACCAAAUAAUAGCCCAAAUCUAA
Molecule: messenger RNA, 1518 nt
Organism: Babesia microti strain RI
Lineage: Eukaryota; Apicomplexa; Aconoidasida; Piroplasmida; Babesiidae
Exons: 6
Coding region: 1-1518 (505 amino acids)
Source: RefSeq, a predicted model, not a curated record